Cyprinodon tularosa is the source of this 2579-nucleotide messenger RNA. Its product is annotated as tricarboxylate transport protein B, mitochondrial. Gene Ontology annotation, biological process: mitochondrial citrate transmembrane transport. Lineage: Eukaryota; Metazoa; Chordata; Actinopteri; Cyprinodontiformes; Cyprinodontidae. The record is from RefSeq and is a predicted model, not a curated record. Bases 205 to 1158 code for a protein of 317 amino acids. The transcript is spliced from 9 exons.
CUCUGAUAUCCGGGAGUCUGUCCGGGAGCAGCUCAGAGAUCACCUUCAUCCAGGGGAGCGCACCGGCGACCAGCCCGUCUGCUGCUGUUGCUGCUGCUGCUGCGCGCUUUUCUUUACUUGGAUAGGGGAAAAAUAGUAAAAAAAAACAACAAAAAGCAAAUAUCAACAGAUUUAAACAAAUUCAGUUUUUUUGUGUGUGUAAUAAUGCAGGAUCAAAGCGCUUUUUUCAGCCCUUUUUGCAGACCGCGAUGUCUGGCGGCGGCGGCUCCGGCUGGAAGAGCGAAACUAACUCAUCCAGGAAAAGCGAUUCUGGCAGGUGGAAUCGCCGGUGGAAUAGAGAUCUGCAUUACUUUCCCCACAGAGUAUGUGAAAACCCAGCUACAGCUGGAUGAGAAGGCCAACCCUCCGAAAUACAAAGGAAUAGGUGACUGCGUGAAGCAAACGGUGCAGAGUCACGGUGUUAAAGGACUGUAUCGAGGACUCAGCUCACUGCUGUAUGGAUCCAUACCAAAAUCUGCAGUCAGGUUUGGGAUGUUUGAGUACCUCAGUAACCGUGCGAAGGAUGAGAAUGGACGACUGGACAGCACCCGUGGCCUGCUCUGUGGGCUCGGAGCUGGUGUCAUGGAGGCAGUGCUUGUGGUCUGCCCCAUGGAAACUGUUAAGGUUAAAUUCAUUCACGACCAGACCUCAGCCAACCCCCAAUACAAGGGCUUCUUCCAUGGAGUCCGAGAAAUUGUCAGGUCUGAAGGACUAAGGGGGACAUAUCAGGGUCUGACUGCGACGGUUCUCAAACAAGGUUCCAACCAGGCUAUAAGGUUCUUUGUAAUGACGUCCUUGAAGAACUGGUACAAAGGUGAUGACCAAAACAAAUCUAUGAAUCCCAUGGUUACUGGGGCCUUUGGGGCUAUAGCAGGGGCAGCCAGUGUAUUUGGAAACACUCCUCUAGAUGUCAUCAAGACACGAAUGCAGGGCCUGGAAGCUCAUAAAUAUAAAAGCACAUUGGACUGUGCCUUGAAGAUCCUCAAAUAUGAGGGGCUGAAAGCUUUCUACAAGGGAACAGUUCCUCGGCUUGGUCGUGUGUGCCUGGAUGUAGCCAUUGUUUUCAUCAUCUACGAGGAAGUUGUGAAAGCCCUGAAUAUAGUCUGGAAGACAGAGUGAGCAGCAGGAAGUGCAAAGAAGAUGACACAGACACAGAGAGUUUGCAAGUUUGCUUCUGAAUCAGAAAACCAGCUUUUAAGAAGAUUUAGUAGAGAUUAAACUUAGGUCUGUGUUAUAUGUUGACCUCAAAGUCAAAAUACUGAUAGAAAGAGACUGCGGAAAGAGAAGGAGCCUGAGUGGAACCUUUACGCUCUACAUCAAGACUUCUGCCCGCCAAAGUAAAAUAAAAGGGUCCUUUAUAGUUUAUAAUGCAUAUAAGAAUAGAAAAAAAUCACUGUGAAGAAUAUCUUUUUUAUUUACUUCAGAUUUAUUUUAAGGUGAAACCACACAGACAUUUUAAAAGGUAUCUAUACUUUUCUUUCAACAUAUCCCAAUCAUAUUUAGGAUGAUGGUCAAGGUGAUCAAGGUUUACUACAAGAAUGAAGGUAUUAUUUUGGGCUUUCUUAAGUUACGGUAAGCUUUUUUUUCUCUCCAGUUUGCACCCAUAAACACUCAUGGGUAGAUCUUUAAUUAAUAUAAGUUUAUAUGCACAAAAUUCCAAUUAUUUUUAUACAGUAUUGUUGUUUUUAAAAGAAUUGCAGUGCAGUUUAAUGUAUAUGUUGAUUGUAUGCCAAAUAUCCAACCUUUAAGUUAAAACAUAAAAUAUUCAAAUCUUUUUAGAGAAAGAGAACAUAUAAUAAAAUCAUUAUUAUUUUUUAUUUAAAGAGUAUUUAAACGAAAGGUAUUUACUGAAAACUAAAAGAUAGAUUAAUUACAGACCAGUUGCUGUUAAUGAGUGCCAAAUGUUUUAAACCUGUCGUACAUUUCUGUGUGAUUAAGCCUUCUGAUUAAAUUUGUUGGAUUUAUCUGAAUAAAAACAAACAUCUCUGCUCAGUUAUUGCUGUUACUUUAAAACUGAACCCCUGCAGUAGUCACAGUUCCCUCCUCCUUUCAAAUAUUGGCAGCCCUGGUGAAGAUAAGUAAAAAGCCUUAUAUGUAUUCAUCUUUUGUCUCUUAAUAUUUAUUUCACAAUCUCAUAUUGGAUAUACUUUAAAUUGUCCAACCUUCAGUUUUAGUUUUAACUAAAGCAUGUUUGUUUCUUUUUAUAUGACAACAUAAGUUUAAAUUAAAUUGGGUGUAAAAGUAUGAUCCCGUGGAUGAUUUCUUGUAGCUACUCUUAAAAAUGGGAAAGGCUAGAGAAGACACCGUGGAAAUUCCAAAGGUUCACGCUGAUUUGUAUCAGUCUAAAAAUGGCAAAUGAUCAAUUUUAGAUAAGCAUCCGUGAAAAACAAAGUCGAAUGAGAACCUUACGGUCUAUUUAAGACUUUUAGAAACAUUUUAACUGGGGAUGCCAUUAACAGUGGAAAGUUUUUUUUAUAGGCCCUUGGUUUUAGCCAGAGGUUAUCUCUAUUGAUUGUGGUGUUUACAUCAACAGGUCAUAA